AGAAAAAGUUCUACAACGGAUGCAUUUUUUAAAAAUCCUUCCUCUUUAUAUAGACUUUAAAUUUUGUAAACGAAGCGCAUACCCAAGUUAGAGCUGCAUAAUCAAACGCAUCAAUGGCAAUCUUUGAGCAACAAAAGCCCCAAUAUCACCAAGACCUUGAAGAGGAGGAAGAAGAUUAUUACAAUGAAGGUGGAGAGUCCGACGCAGAGUAUGAUUCGGAUAUGGAUCCAAGUUAUUGCGUCCUUGAGGAGAGUACUCGAGGCAAACUCGCUAAACUCUCUAUCAAGAAGAAAUCAAAAUUUCGGAUUGGCAAAAAUUUGGAAAUGGACGCUGACGUUGAGAUAGACCCAGAAGAGGCGGAGAUGAAUGUGGGAGAAAUUGAUGAGAAAAGUUUUAAACAAGUUCAAGAGAUCAUAGAAGCUGGGAAGCUAGAGAAGCUGAAAGUGGAGCAGUGUAAAGUUUAUUUGAGGAAGAAUGGAUUGAGAUUGACUGGCAAUAAGGACACACUCAUUCAGCGCAUAAAGGAGCAUCAAGAGAUUUUGAAUGGAGGGGAGAAAAAGUAUCCAGUAUCUAGCUUUGUUUUGGAUUGUAAAGGUGAUGCAUGUACUGGUGAUGUUGUUAUGUUUGAGCAGAAUGUUUAUGAACUGUACGAUAUAGCAUCACGUAGCGCCAGAGGUCCUCCUUGCGGCACAAGGAUAGUUGCUGGUCGAAUUGUGAAGGAAAGCUAUGGUGCUGUGAAACAACAGCAUACCUUUACGAUAGAGGUCCUUUGGAGCAAAGGGGAGAAACCCCUCUGUCCACUUCAUCCUCUCCUAAUAAAGGGUAGGAAUUUGUACAGACUGAAGACUUUGAGGCAGAGAUGGGAAAAUGAAGAGGAGAGACGUAAGAUUUUGAUUGAAAAGCACUCAAGGGGUUCUCUAGCUAGGUGUGCAAGAGAAACUCGAAUACAGGAGAAAGAAAGAAGGAAAGUUCUCAGGGAAAAUAGGGCGUUGACAAAGGAGGAGAGAAAUAGGAACCAGUCUCAAUUGUAUGCAAACUUAACAGCAAAUCAGGAAAUUCAUGCUCAGCAAUCAGGUUCAUCUAUUAACUUAGGAAAAGCAGCCCCUGAACCUCGACUGUUGGGUUCAUCUGUUGAUUCUAGGAAGAUGUCAAUUCAAUUACACAGUAAAAUGGGUGGUGGAGCUCAGAAAUUAAUUCAACCUCAUCAUUCAGGAUCAUCCAUUCUUCCUGUUAAAGUGGGAAAUGGAACUCAGCAGCUGGCUAUUCUACCUCAACCUUGGGGAUCCUUUGCUAACAGAGAAAAAAUGGAAGGUAGACAUCUGCAGCCUGCAGCUCAACCUCAGAGAUCAGGAUCAUCCAUUGAUAUGUUAAAGAUGGGUAACAGGCCUUUGAGGCUGGGAAUUCAACCUCAACAGUCAGAUAUAUUGGCUGAUUCUUUAAAACAGACAAAUCGACCUCCUCAACGGUCAGGUUUUUCUUUUGAAACUGGGAAACUGCCAUUUCAGCCCAAACUGCAAAAACACCACAGGGAGAAUGAUAAUUCGCAUAGAGUUCCUCAUAACUUGGUUGAUUAUAGGGGCAUUCAGGAAGUUGAGCAACACAACUGUGAUAAGGUUGGUUCGUGGUUAUCCAACUUCUAUACGAAUGAUGAUCAUCAUAGACAGCCAUUGAGAAGCAUGAAACAUUACCAAGCAAUGGACCCUGUGAAUAGGAAUGGUUACCUACAACAGAAGUUAUGCAAAUUUUAUGCUCAAGGAAGAUGCUAUUACGGAGACAAUUGCAAAUUUUUGCACGACCCAAGAUAGAUUUGUGGCCAAAGGAGGAAAUAGGAAACCUUACGGUCAAGCAGGUUAGCAGUAUGGCCAUACAUAUUUGUGUUGAUUGUGUAGAAGGUUUGAACAUUUUGUUUAAAUUUUGAUAGUUACUUCAUGUUGAGGUUACCAGUAUUGUUUGUGUACUGUUAACCAAUCAAUGAGGCUAUGCUUAAAUUCUUUCUUUAACAGUUCUGUAGCAUUAAGCUUUGGAUAAUACUUGCAUUAACACUUGCGGAA
This is a messenger RNA of Hevea brasiliensis (rubber tree), 2051 nucleotides long. Its product is annotated as zinc finger CCCH domain-containing protein 62. Lineage: Eukaryota; Viridiplantae; Streptophyta; Magnoliopsida; Malpighiales; Euphorbiaceae. Gene Ontology annotation, molecular function: metal ion binding. Bases 114 to 1805 code for a protein of 563 amino acids. The record is from RefSeq and is a predicted model, not a curated record. The transcript is spliced from 9 exons.